AUGCCUUCCCAAAGACAAGCCAUCCAUGCUGCCUCGGCACCAAAGCCUAAUGGCAAUUAUUCGCAUGUAGUGCGUGAGGGCAAUACCCUACACGUUGGUAAGUGCACACUUGGAGCCCCCAAUCCAAUCAUACCCCUUGUACUAACACCUCCAACCCAGNCUGGCUGGAUGGGCGACGACCCCUCAACAGGAACCAUCGUCUCGGGCGGUAUAUCCGCUCAAACCCAUCAAGCAAUCGCCAACAUCAAAUCAUGUCUGGAAGCCGCAAACUCUUCCUUAGACAAGGUUGUGCGACGCAGAAUCUACAUCAUGGACAUGAAGGAUUUUAGAGAGGUGGAUAGGAUAUGGGCAGAAUACUUUGAAGAGCCGUUUCCUGUGAGCACGUGUGUGCAGGUUAGUGGGUUGGCCAAGGAGGGUGCGUUGGUUGAGUUGGAGGUUGUUGCUGAG
Molecule: messenger RNA, 447 nt
Organism: Aureobasidium vineae
Lineage: Eukaryota; Fungi; Ascomycota; Dothideomycetes; Dothideales; Saccotheciaceae
Source: the annotation of a GenBank genome assembly